GCUGAAGUUGCCAUAUCAUGUUUAGCUGAGGCUUUGUGAGCCUGAGUUCCUGUUUUGGUUUAGCUGUGCGAGGGAGGAGACAGAGGAGGAUCAUAUAAAAGGGAGAGAAGUCUGCUGGCUUAGACAUCCAGAGAGAGAGAACUGAACCACUUGACCAAACUACAAAACCUACAGGGCUUCAUCCGAACUAGGCCACGAUGGAGACAGAGAAGAAGACUCAGACAGCAGCAGAACAGAUGUGUGACGGAGAUUUGUCAGAACAAAUCAAAAAGGUGACGAAGGAGAGUCACGUCAGGGCAGAAAACACACAACUGAUGCUGAGCUUCCAGAGGGGACAAGUCACCCUGCAGCAGUACAAGCUCCUCUUGUGCUCACUGUAUGAAAUCUACCAAGCCCUGGAGGAAGAGCUGGACAGGAACUCCAACCACCCUGGGGUCGCUCCCAUUUACUUCCCUACUGAACUGGCCAGGCUGGGGGCCAUUGAGAAAGACCUGGAGUACUUCUAUGGCCAGGACUGGAGAGAGAAGAUUGUUGUCCCAGCAGCCACUAAAAGAUACUGCCACAGACUGAGACAAAUUGGUAGGGAAAACCCUGAAUUUUUGGUAGCCCAUGCGUACACCCGUUAUCUAGGCGACCUGUCAGGAGGUCAGGUCCUUGGUCGAAUCGCCCAGAAAUCCAUGGGGCUGAAGGGCAGCGAGGGUCUGUCGUUCUUUGCCUUCCCUGGUGUGUCCAGCCCCAACCUCUUCAAACAGCUAUAUCGCAGCCGGAUGAAUAGCGUGGAGCUGACGGAGGAGGAGAGGAACGCCGUGCUCGAGGAGGCUGUCAGAGCAUUCGAGUUCAACAUUCAGGUGUUUGAGGAUUUACAGAAGAUGCUGACCGGCACUGGAAACAAGUUGCUGAAUUGUUCAACACGCUCCAAACCAGUAGAAACACUCCUGAUUAAUGGAACCAUUAUGAAAAGUGCUCCACUCCUCAGGAUGGUCCUGGGACUUGUUGUGGCUCUGGCCACAGUCAGCAUGGGAAUCUAUGUUCUUUAGAGGAGCUACACACGAAAUACCUUAUAUUUUCUCUUUAGGAUUUAAAAUCUUUACUUUUGUACUGUGCAAUUCUUAAAUACUCUUACCUGAUUAUAAUGUAAGAUCACUGUCAGUAACAAAAUACUGUAUAAUGUUUCUGAACUAUUUAUAAUAUGCAUCCUUGAAAGCUGAGUGUAAUUUUUAACACGGUUAUCCAGUAUGCAUUAAGAUGUGCAAUAAAUGUGCCUUUAAUAUUGUAAAUAUGUCAUCUUUUUUUUUAAUAAAAUCCUUUGCUAAAAGA
Scatophagus argus is the source of this 1317-nucleotide messenger RNA. RefSeq names its product heme oxygenase-like. Gene Ontology annotation, molecular function: heme binding; heme oxygenase (decyclizing) activity. The coding region runs from base 198 to 1037 and encodes 279 amino acids. The record is from RefSeq and is a predicted model, not a curated record. The transcript is spliced from 6 exons. Gene Ontology annotation, biological process: response to oxidative stress; heme catabolic process; heme oxidation. NCBI's taxonomy places the organism in Eukaryota, Metazoa, Chordata, Actinopteri, Scatophagidae.